This is a messenger RNA of Pollicipes pollicipes, 3979 nucleotides long. Its product is annotated as locomotion-related protein Hikaru genki. The transcript has 8 exons. Bases 318 to 1586 code for a protein of 422 amino acids. The record is from RefSeq and is a predicted model, not a curated record. Lineage: Eukaryota; Metazoa; Arthropoda; Thecostraca; Pollicipedomorpha; Pollicipedidae.
CAUCACGGGACGCCAGCGAAAAGUCGGCAUAUGUGGCUGCUGCUGAAAAUGGAAUAGGCGAUAGGCGCAUGCGCGGUGCUCGGGGCUCAGGCACGAACAUUCAUGUAGGUUAACAUAUCGGAAUGAGCGUGUGCAUGCACGCGUUGCGUAUGUAUAUUCACGCCAGCAAAUAUGGCAAGCGUUAAUAUUAGCCUUGCUCCACCCACACAUGCGCGACCAUCACCUCAUGUGCUCACGUGCAUGCUGGAUGUCGUCUGAAGGGGUCGUGUCUCGCUGUGAUAUUACGUCACUCGUCUCCAGAUGAGACCUUCCAUCCGAUGCUGCAGAGCUGUACCAUCGAGGACAUCCCGCAACAGCUGGCGCUCUCCAUCGACUACCGACCGCUCACGUCAUCAGGCGCGUUCCACCACGGCACGAGGGUAACGGCGCGCUGUCAGGAGAUCGGCAUGUACAAGCGCCUUGGUGCAUCAUCCUUUCUCUGCGAUGAUGGCGUCUGGAGGCCGCCGCGGCUGCCCGCCUGCCAGCCCACCAGCGUGCUCACCAACUUCUCACAGGGUGCUCCGCCGACGAUCGUGCACCACGUGCCGACGGGGUCUGUGCAGCCGACGGCGGACGGCCACCUGCUCGUGUACCCGGGCUCGAUUGUGCACCUUGACUGUCUGUUGCUGCGAACCCGCGGCACGCCCGUCUGGGAGUGGUCCGCUACCACUCGUCGCUACCCCACAGGCUGGGCUAUUGCGCAGGAGGAGCGCAACUGGAAGUAUCGCCUGUCCGUGUACUACACUCGCACCACGGACUCGGGCAACCUGACCUGCCGAGCACCGGACGGCGCCGAGAACGUCAUCCACAUGGUGGUCAGAGGGGUGCAGUGUCCAACCGUGGUGGACGUGAAAUCGCUGCGGCUGCCGUCGACCACUGACUCCCGACUGGGGCAGACUGUGACCUUCACCUGCCCCGCGGGUCACCGGCUGGUGGGGCCCGCCGCCGUCACCUGUCUCGCCAAUGGCCGCUGGUCGGGCCGCCUGCCGCAGUGCCAGACGGUCGAAUGUCCGCUGCUCACGCUGGAUGACCCGCACCUGCUGCUGACCUCGGUGAACCUGACCCACGGCAGCCGGGCGGCCUUCAGCUGCGCCCCCGGUCACCAGUUGGCUGGACACCGGGUCAUCCGGUGCCAGCAGGACGGCACCUGGAGCGGCCAGCCGCCCAUCUGCUACGCCGUGACUUGUCCGCAGCCGGGCACGCCUCGCAGCGGCUACGCAGUCCGCUCGGGCGGCACGGCCGUCGGCGAUACGGUCGAGUACUUCUGCAACCCGAAUCACGUGAUGGAUGGCGAGGCCUCCAGCUUCUGCACGGCCGGUGGCACCUGGUCCCACCCGACGCCCGCCUGUUUGCCCAUAUGUGAGUUCCCUGGAACUCCUCGUGGCGGCAACACCAACCCCGUGAGGUUCAGCUACCGUGUCGGCGAGCACGUGCAGUUCACGUGCAGCCCGGGCCACGUACUGGUCGGCAUGAUGCGCGCCACGUGCCAGGGGGACGGCUCCUGGUCGGGCGAGGCGCCCGAAUGCCGCGGCUACACGACCGCUUAGGCGUCUGGCGGAGGCCCAGGCACGCGGCAGCGAGACACCCACCACCUGGACGCUCUCUGCAGAGCACCUCGAGCAGCGGCCUCGUGGCAGCGCGGCCAGAUGGCGAGGCGUGAUAUGGAAGACCGAUCCAUCGCUCCAUCGAACACGCAUGUGCCCAAAGGCAGCAUUCAUCUUGGUGUGCGUGUAUCUAGCAAUAGACGAGACUCCGAUGAAAGAAAUGUUGGUAUUCCGGCAAACGCUAGAACUAAGUACAUGUGUUGGGGCGUUUUCACGUGGUGGUCUUGUACAUUUAUCCGCGAUGGCAUAAUUUGAACUUUCAUUUGCAUGCUUGGUCAUGACGCUAUGAUUUAAUUAUUCAAUUGCCAGCCACAUAUCUAUCAUAGCCAGUAGAACUAGCCAAAUGCAUUAUGCACCAAAAAAACGUUCGAUACUUGCAUUAAGGGCCUUAAGGUACAUAAAGAACAACUUGUCUCCGUUCAUGCGAUCAAUCGUGCUGGCGUACUUCAGACACACGUGAGGCAGUAAGCAUAUUUGUUUGGCUUCGAACUCAACACAGGCGUCGAAGAGGCAAAAUUCGUAUGACGUUUCUAUGACGACAUAAUCUCCUGGUGGCUUUAAAUAAGGCGGCGCGAAACAGUCUGCACACAUCUGCGGGCACCAAACACCGAAAUGAGUGGGUUUGAAAUCUCACAAAAGUUAUAACUGUAGAAAUGAGAGGGAACGAUUUUGAGCAUGGCUAUAUCCGUUCGAAACCCCAGCGCACCUCACAAGUCCGUUUCGGACAACAGCGCAACCAAGUGAUCCAUCGGUAAUUUUAUUGGCAUUGUAACCAAAAAAAGAUGCAUUCCAGAGCUCCUUUCUACAUGCUUCACCUUCUCACAGUAUGUAUCAUAAAGUCUCAAUUCUAACUCCAUUUGCCACUUUCGACUACCAUCACCAAUACCCAAUCACACAACAUCAUGAUAUACAUAAUAUACAUAAUAUACCAAUCCUCAAUCGACUAAGCUGUACUCAAGUCAUUCGAUGUCACAGGAGUCGGCGCGAUGUGGAAUUCGCGUAAUAAUCGUAGUACUCACUUCAAACCAUUUACAGCAGGUAAGCUCAGCUCAGUGUCCUGAAGAUAAAAUGUUGAUGGUGAUUUUGUUGCAAAGAACGAUGGUUAACUAGUCAUUAGGAUCAAUUGUUUUGUCUGAUUUCAUGAUAUCUAGCGGCCAGCUUUGACUCAAUAUCCCCAUAUUCCACGACAUCAUUCUAAAAGUGGUAGGGUGCACCAGUCCAUGGACACAAUUGAACGCGUUUUUGGUAUCCAUGUACGAUGUAUAGCUGUUGAGUGACGCGCCUGGUGAGACAUUUUCGUCGCAUAAUAUAAGAAAAAUUUCGACAGAAAUAAAAAAAUCAUGCACUGCCAAAACGCAGGAUGCCUUUGGGGAAGAGGACAAGAUUACUGAUGAUAUCACCACGCUUAGUACCUCCGUGAACUUGAGGAAGGAUUAAGUUUCAUAUUCAGAUCAAUAAGCGCCUGGCAGCGGACUUCCAUUUGUUUUGACAAUCUGCACACAAGAGUUCGUGUCAUUAUGAUUGUAUGAGGCAGGUGAACUUAGAUUGGCAAGCAGCUUGCUCUUCGCUUAGGUCCCAUUCAUGUAACCGAUGAACCAAUCAACUAAUUUGUAGUUGUAGCGUGUAACGCCAUAGCAUUAAAAGACCUCUUCGCCUUUCACAAAAAAUCCUGUGCAUUGGAUACGCAUCGAUCUCCUCACUACUGAUUGAUCUUGCUGUGAUGGGGAGGGUGCGUGCGAGGUUUGCACUUUGGAGAGAACAUUGUUUCAUCACUCUUUGAAUCUAAUGACUCCCAAUAAAAUGUGAUAUAUUGAUACCUGCCUGUAUCUUUAAGUCUACAUUUGAACAAUACAAGGUAGUGAUGUUGCCAAACUGAAAGAAACACUAGCACCCAUGCUGCUGGAGUGUUCAAAGCAAUUUGCCGCUUCAUUAUGAUUCUGCCGGCAUUUUGAGCCUGUUGGGGUAUUACAGCAUAUAAUGAAUCCAUUGCAUGUCAUUAUAUAAGCAAUUCAUCUAGUCAGUAAGGACAGGUAGGCAUAGCUCAUGCUUGAUAUAACCUUGCAUGACACAGCUUUGCAAAGUUGUCUUUCACUUAAGAAUUCUGAAAAUAUAGUGUUGUAUUAUUAUGGGUGCACUUAUGACUGUUUUAACAAACUGUGUAUGUAGGCAAGCAUUGCUUAUGGCUCAUCGUCAUAGUCACAGCAACUUGUAUUAGACGCUGGGUGAUGAGAAAGGUGCCGAGCAGUUUGCUGUUGGUUUCUUGGAUAGCACUUAAUAUUUUAUCAUGAGCCUUGUGCGCACCUCCAGCUUUAUCACUUCCUAGCAUUUCACCCAUC